AUGACAUUGGGUACCUAUCCUGCGAUGGUGGUGAUCUUGACAAACUUCUUGGUUGUCAAGACCCCCAUGGUGUAUAAUACAAUCUACAGUCGACCCCUACUGAAUGCUGUUGGGGCAAUUCCAUCUACCUACCACCAAGUGACGAAAUUCCCAACCAGUCGUAGUAUGGGAAAUGUGAGGGGUGAUCAGCAGUCUUCGAGGAAGUGUUACAUUGACAGUAUAUGGACGAAAGAACCACCACCAGUGAUGAUGCUGGAUCUUAAGCCUCCAAGGGGACGGAUUGAGCCCCUCAAUACUACGAAAAAAAUUUUAAUGGCUGAAGGGCAUGAAUUCGGCAUAGGGGAAGACCGCGAUAUCCAAGGGAUUGAUCCUUCUGUUUCACAACAUCAUCUUGGUGUUUUACUGGGAGCUAAACUAAUAAAACAGAAGAAAAGAAACCUUACCCUAGAACGACAGGCUGUGGUGAAAGAUGAGGUUGAUAAGCUAAUGCAGGUAGGGUUCAUUAGAGAGGUACAUUAUCCCCAAAUGGUUAGCAAACGUUGUCCUGGGAAGAAGUUGAAUGGGAAAUGGCACAUGUGUGUAGAUUAUACCGGACUAAACAAGGUAUGUCCGAAAGACUCGUACUCUCUACCCAGAAUAGAUCACUUGGUGGAUGCCACAUCAGGUCAUGAUCGACUGAGUUUUCUGGAUGCAUUUUCUGGGUACCAUCGCAGUACUAGUGAAAGAAUAUCCAAAGAUGCAGAAGCCAGUUUACUACAUGGAUCUUCGCAUGGCGAAGGGUCCGGAGCAGGCAUCAUUAUGAUAGGACCUGAAUCUGAAGAGUUGGAGUAUUCGUUACGCUUUGAGUUCCCAGCAACAAAUAAUGACACUGAGUAUGAGGCAGUCAUCAUAGGUUUGAGUUUAGCAGCUCGACUUGGAAUAACAUCAGUUGACAAAUGA
Molecule: messenger RNA, 939 nt
Organism: Fraxinus pennsylvanica
Lineage: Eukaryota; Viridiplantae; Streptophyta; Magnoliopsida; Lamiales; Oleaceae
Source: the annotation of a GenBank genome assembly